Molecule: messenger RNA, 792 nt
Organism: Mustela lutreola (European mink)
Lineage: Eukaryota; Metazoa; Chordata; Mammalia; Carnivora; Mustelidae
Gene: MYL5
Product: myosin light chain 5
Exons: 9
Coding region: 1-792 (263 amino acids)
Cellular component (GO): cytoplasm
Molecular function (GO): calcium ion binding
Source: RefSeq, a predicted model, not a curated record
AUGUUAUCUCCACUCUGUGCCAGGGAGCGGAAGCCAGAGUCCGAGCUGUCCUGGGGGACUGGGCAAGAGCUUAAGACGGGCGACCCGGGCAGGGAGGGCACAGACCAUCACCUCAGGCACAUCCAGGCAUGGGACAUCUACGGUUGGAAGAUGAGGGUCCUGGUCUUCACAGUGGAAGGGUCCCUAGACCAGGCCCGCCCACUUGCUGGCCGCCUGCCUGGUCCAUUUGCUCCUUGGACGUCCAGGCCCAGCUGGCUUCUGGCCAAGCUCAAGGCCAGCAGGAAGACUAAGAAGAAGGAAGGGGGGGGCCUACGGGCCCAGAGGGCAUCAUCCAACGUCUUCUCCAACUUCGAGCAGACCCAGAUCCAGGAGUUCAAGGAGGCAUUCACACUAAUGGAUCAGAACCGAGAUGGCUUUAUCGACAAGGAGGACCUAAAGGACACCUACGCCUCACUGGGCAAAACCAACAUCAAGGAUGACGAGCUGGAUGCCAUGCUCAAGGAGGCCUCAGGGCCCAUCAACUUCACCAUGUUCCUGAAUAUGUUUGGGGCAAAGCUGACAGGUACGGAUACUGAGGAGACCAUCUUAAACGCCUUCAAGAUGCUGGAUCCUGAUGGCAAAGGCAGCAUCAACAAGGACUACAUCAAGCGGCUGUUGAUGUCCCAGGCAGACAAGAUGACCGCCGAAGAGGUGGACCAGAUGUUCCAGUUUGCUACCAUCGAUGCUGCAGGCAAUCUGGACUAUAAGGCAUUGAGCUACGUGCUCACCCACGGGGAGGAGAAGGAGGAGUGA